AUGGAAGAAGGGCUACUUUCUCUGUCAGGGUUAAAGUCUAACAUCAAUGGAGGUUCAGGUGAUUGCAGUGAUGUCUUAAACCCAAGUGGGUCCUCCUCCUCGGCCACCCUUGUUGUGGUUCUGAGCACAUUGGUGGCUCUCUGCGGUUCCUUUGGCUAUGGCUGCGCUAUAGGAUAUUCAUCCUCUGCUGAAUCAGGAAUUGUGGAAGACUUGGGCCUUACAGUUGCAGCAGUACCUAUAUACAUAGCAGAAAUAACACCCAGGGAUCUUAGAGGAGCAUUCACUUCAGCUACUCAGUUGAUGUGUAGUUGCGGCUUAGCACUAGCCUAUUUCCUUGGAAAUGUUAUAACCUGGCGCACCUUGGCGGUUAUUGGUGCUAUUCCAUCACUUGUACACAUUAUAGGCUUAUUUUUCAUUCCAGAGUCUCCAAGGUGGCUGGCAAAAGUUGGUAGGCACAAGGACUUUGAAGCAUCUCUUCAGUGUCUGAGAGGAAAGCAUGCCGACAUAUCUCAAGAAGCAGCUGAAAUCAUGGAUUAUACUGAAAUGUUUCAGCAGCACAAGGAAAAAGUCCUAGACUUGUUCCAAAAGAGAUAUGCUUACUCACUCAUAGUUGGAGUUGGGCUCUUGUCACUGCAACCAUUUGUGGGUGCCAAUGCAGUAUCUUAUUAUGCAAGCUCUAUAUUUGUAGAUGCAGGGUUCUCAAGCAGCAUUGGAACUAUAUCAUUGUCUCUCAUUGGGAUUCCUGGCGUUGUGUUGAGUGUGCUAUUAACAGACAAAGUUGGGAGACGACCACUUCUAAUGGUUUCAGCUGUUGGAUUGUGCUUGAGUGCCCUUGUUGUGGGUUUGGCGUUCUUCUUUCAGGACAUCAACUUAUGGAAGGACCUCAGCCCCAUUUUGGUGUAUAUCGGCUUACUAGGUCAAAGUUUGUCAUACACAAUAGGCAUGGCAGGAAUACCCUGGGUUAUUAUGUCAGAGAUAUUCCCCAUAAACGUUAAAGGCACAGCUGGAAGCCUGUUGAGUUUGGUGAAUUGGUCAUGUUGUUGGAUAGUAACAUAUUCCAUCAAUUUCAUGAUGGAAUGGAGCUCAGAAGGAACAUUUUUCAUCUUCUCAGCCAUUUCCGGCUUCACAGUUCUGUUCGCAGCAAAGCUAGUUCCGGAGACCAAGGGGCGAACCCUUGAAGAAAUACAAGCAUCAAUGUCCCAUUUCCUCUAG
This is a messenger RNA of Fragaria vesca subsp. vesca, 1212 nucleotides long. RefSeq names its product sugar transporter ERD6-like 10-like. Gene Ontology annotation, cellular component: membrane. The coding region runs from base 1 to 1212 and encodes 403 amino acids. Gene Ontology annotation, biological process: carbohydrate transport; transmembrane transport. The transcript has 15 exons. Lineage: Eukaryota; Viridiplantae; Streptophyta; Magnoliopsida; Rosales; Rosaceae. Gene Ontology annotation, molecular function: sugar transmembrane transporter activity. The record is from RefSeq and is a predicted model, not a curated record.